Filobasidium floriforme is the source of this 1043-nucleotide messenger RNA. RefSeq names its product ATP synthase. Bases 219 to 938 code for a protein of 239 amino acids. The transcript is spliced from 7 exons. Lineage: Eukaryota; Fungi; Basidiomycota; Tremellomycetes; Filobasidiales; Filobasidiaceae. The record is from RefSeq and is a predicted model, not a curated record. Gene Ontology annotation, biological process: proton motive force-driven ATP synthesis. Gene Ontology annotation, molecular function: proton transmembrane transporter activity.
UACGCGUGAGAAAGUGAUCCUGUUUUCCCCGCCGAGAGCGAGCCAGAGCGAGAUCGUGUCUCUCUCCCGGCCACCCUGCCCUUACGCUGUUGACGUCGAAGAGGUCAAGCUAUCUCUGAUCGACCUCAUCUUCAUUACAACUCCCCUUCUCUCAUAGAUUCUUAGCUUCAGUCUCUCGAGAUCGUACAACACUCGCUCAGAUCCAUCCAAAAAUAAUAAUGGCCUCCCGAUUCGUCUCAAAAGCUUUGACUUCGGCCGCCCGUCGACCGGCCGUCGUCACCUCGCAAAAGGUUGUCGCUGCCCAGGCUUUCCGAGGAAUGGCUUCCCAGCCCACCCCGGACGAGAAGGCCGCUAGCAUCAUCAACUCGGUGCCCCAGUCCAACCUGUUCACCAAGACCGGAGGUGUCAUCCUCGGAACCGGUUUGACCGCCGCCGCUAUCAGCUCGGAGCUCUACGUCGCCAACGAGGAGACCGUCCUCGCCGUCGGUUUCUUCAUCAUCGUCGCCGCCGCCGCUCGAUCUAUCGGUGCCCCCUACUCGUCGUGGGCCAACGGCCACAUCGAGCGGAUCACCAACAUCUUGCAAGGAGCUAGGGAGGAGCACACCAAGGCCAUCACCGAGAGGAUGGAUUCGGUCAAGGAGAUGAGGGAGGUCGUGCCCCUGACUCAGAACUUGUACGCUGUCGCCAAGGAGAUCGCCGAGCUCGAGCACAAGAACUUUGCCCUCGAGCAAGAGAACGCGAUCAAGACCGAGCUCAAGCAGGUCCUCGACUCUUGGGUCCGAUACGAGCAGCAACAGCGAGAGUCGGAGCAGCUCGACCUGGUCAAGACCGUCAAGGCUGGUGUCGAAGCCGAGUUGGCCAAGCCCGCUUUCAAGAAGCAGCUCUUGGAGGAGGCUUUGGCUCACGUCGAGAGCUUGGCCAAGUCCAAGUCGAUCUAGACGUCGAACGGGAAAAGGCGAUGGGGGCGAGGAGAGAUAGAUGGGAUGUGAAAGGAAUCAAGAUGUAGAUCGAGUGGAGAAAAGAUGCAAAUCGAAUGAAAACGA